UAUUCGAUCACUGACUGGCAAGGUGUAGAGAGAGGAAGGUUGGUAUUGGAGCGCCUUCUCCCUGCUCUGGCAGAUCAUCCUUUCAAUGUGCCAGUGCCUGCUGUCUCUCCACUGCCUGAGAUAGAGGGGUCUCCUUGUACCUACUCCACCGAACUGUCUAGGGAGCUCCUGUGCUGAGAAGAUGCACCGCUCCAUGCUCGAGGGCUUCCUGUUGCUCGCCUGUCUCAGUGUAACCAACGGCGUGAGGCCCAACAAGAGACAAACUUACAACGCGCCUACCCAGAACCAAAAUUCUUGCUAUGACAACGGGAAGGUUUACCAGAUCAACCAGCAGUGGGAACGCACCUAUCUGGGUCGAGUGAUGAUAUGUACCUGUUAUGGCGCAGGUCGCGGCUGGAAUUGUGAAUCCAAGCCUGAUGUGGAGGAGAUGUGCUUCGAUCAGUACACUGGUAACAGGCAGCGUGUCGGUGACACCUGGGAGCGCCCGAAGGACGGUAUGAUCUGGGACUGCACCUGCAUCGGAGCGGGCAGGGGCAGGAUCAGCUGCACCAUCGCAAAUCGGUGCCACGAGGGCGGCCAAUCCUACAAAAUUGGAGAUACCUGGAGGAGACCUCAUGAGACGGGUGGCCACAUGCUGGAGUGUGUCUGCCUUGGAAACGGGAAAGGAGAAUGGACCUGCAAACCAAUAGCGGAAAGGUGCUAUGACAAUGUGGCUGGGACUACCCAUGUUGUUGGAGAGACUUGGGAAAGGCCGUACCAAGGCUGGAUGAUGAUAGAGUGCACCUGUCUGGGAGAAGGCAAUGGACGCAUCACUUGCAGUUCGCGAAACCGAUGCAACGACCAGGAUACCCGGACGUCCUACAGAAUUGGUGACACUUGGACCAAAGCAGAUAACAGGGGAGGCCUUCUUCACUGCACCUGCUUUGGCAAAGGCCGUGGAGAGUGGGAAUGUGAACGCCACACAACUGUAACAUCAACAGCUAUUGAUAAUAGCAAUCAGGGGCGCCGGCACCCUGUUCCGGCAGUUUACCAGAAGCAGUGUAUGAGUGAUGGAGGCAUUUUGUACUCUGAUGAGAUGCAGUGGCUGAAGAUGCAAGGGAACAACCGAAUGCUGUGCAAAUGCCUGGGCAGCGGCGUCAGCUGUCAGGAGUUGUUAAAGCACACUUACUACGGAGGGAAUGCAGAUGGAGCUCCCUGUGUGUUUCCCUUCACCUUCAUGGGAAAGACCUACCACGCCUGCACCACAGAUGGACGGCAAGAUGGCAAAUUCUGGUGCAGCACCAGCGCGGACUUUGACAAUGGCCGCACUUACUCCUUCUGCAACCAGCAGGCCUCCAACUACGUCCAGACGAGAGGAGGGAACUCGAACGGUGCCCUGUGCCACUUCCCCUACUUGUACAACAAACAGAACUACACUGCCUGCACAUCAGACGGCAGGAAGGAUGGCAUGAAGUGGUGUGGGACAACUGCUAACUACGACAGCGAUGGGAAGUUUGGCUUCUGCCCAAUGGCAGAACAUGAAGAAGUGUGCACCACCCAGGAGGGGGUCAUGUAUCACGUUGGAGACCAGUGGGACAAACGCCAUGACCAGGGCCACAUGAUGAGAUGCACGUGUGAUGGAAAUGGCCGUGGGGAGUGGAGCUGCAUUUCAUACACUCAGCUGCGAGACCAGUGCGUGGUGGACGGAGUAACGUAUGAUGUGAACCAGAGGUUUAACAAGCUGCACGAACAGGGUUACCAGAUGAACUGCACCUGCUUUGGGCAAGGCCGAGGACGGUGGAAGUGUGACGCCAUUGAUCAGUGCCAGGACACCGAGACAGGCCAGUUUUACCAGAUCGGUGACUCGUUUCCCAAGUAUCUCAACGGCAUCCAUUACUUGUGCCAGUGCCAUGGCCGGGGAGUUGGUGAAUGGACCUGUGAACCAGAGAACUCGGAGAGAGGAACUGGACCUGUGCAAGUGAUAAUCACAGAGAUGGGGAACCUGACCAAUUCACAUCCUAUUAAAUGGAGCGCACCAGACUCUGUUCACUUCAGGAGCUACAUCCUGCGCUGGAGGCCUAAAAACUCAAGGAUCCAGUGGCGCAGCGUGACCAUUCCGGGCAACAUGCACUCCUACACCAUCGAUGGCCUGAAAACAGGCCUCAUCUAUGAAGGCCAACUGAUCAGCAUCACACGCUAUGGCCGGCGAGACGUCAUCCCAUUCGAAUUCUCAACUUCUGUUGCACCUCCAACUGACUAUCCAGGCGUUACAGAUGUGCGUGAUGUGCAGGACCGAAUUAUUGAAACAUCGGACUCCGAAUCCAUCACAGAGGUCACCUCCAGCAGUUUCGUUGUGUCCUGGUCAUCUGCCUCUAACAUGGUGUCAGGCUUCCGGAUCAAAUACGAGCUGAGUGAGGAUGAUGCUCAGCCCCAGUACCUGGAUGUUGCAAGCACAGCCACAUCUGUUACCAUUCCCAAUCUGCUGCCAGGGCGCAAAUACAUUGUGAAUGUUUACGAAAUUUCUGAAGAUGGAGAAAAACUGAUUCUAAGAAAGACGCCCACGACAGCACCGGACACUCCCACUGAUUACAAUGUGGACAAAGUGGAUGAAUCCUCCAUUACUAUCAGUUGGUCCAGUCCUCAAGCCCCCAUCACAGGCUAUCGGGUGGUGUACACACCGUCUGUGGAAGGAGCCAGCACGGAGAUCAUUCUGCCCAGUACCACCACCAACCUGACCCUCAGCGACCUCUCCCCCGGCGUCCUAUAUAACAUCAGCAUCUACGCUGUGGAAGAGAACCAGGAAAGCGUCCCUCUGGUCAUCCAGAAGACUACACUGGGUGAACCACACCCAGUUGUCGUCCAGCCUCCUUCAAGCCUGCAGUUCAUUGACGUCACCGAGACCAAGAUUACCAUCACGUGGACCCCGCCGAUCGGCAAGAUCACGGGCUACCGGGUCACGGUUCAGCCAGUUAGUGAGCAGGGCAUGUCGUCCAUCAGGCUGCCUAUUUCCAGGAAUCACUACGCUGAGCUCACCAACCUGUUCCCAGGGACUACCUACCGCUUCUAUGUGUAUGCAGUGGACAAGGGUAUAGAGAGCACCCCGCUGGUCGGGGAGCAAGCCACCAAACUUGACGCUCCAACCAGCCUGGACUUCAGAAACAUCACAGAAACCUCAGCGACAGUGAUCUGGACCCCUCCCAGAGGCAAGAUUACCAACUACAUCCUGGCUUGGCACCCGACGACCACCAACCAACCCAAAACUCUGAAUCUCCGGCCGAGUGUCACACGCCGACAGCUGACUAAGCUGCAGCCUGGGACCGAGUACAUUGUGUUUCUCACAGCAAUCCGAGGCCAUCUUCAGAGCGCGAGGGUUCACAAAAUUCUGACGACUUCAGAGGCAGUGGGGCCAAUACCCCACUACACCACUGACGUGACAGACACAACGAUUACAGUCCGUUGGACACCCACUCACAGCGUAUCGUUCAAGGUCAAAGUUUGGCCGUCCCAAGGAGGAGAAUCUCCUCGUGAAUUAACCACGGACUCCGGAACUAUCAUGUUCACCAGCUUGACCCCUGGCACAGAGUACACCAUUUCCAUUACAGUGCUGGUGAAUGACGAGGAACAGGACACCGCCCUCGUCAAGAAUGUUGUUACUGAAAUUGCCCCGCCCACCAAUCUGCAAGUCCACUCGAAUCCAGCCACCGGGCAGAUGACACUGACUUGGCAAGCAGGAUCGACACCAGGUAUCAGUGGCUAUCGGGUAUCCUGUACUCCAACAGAAGGUCAACAUGGUAACCUGGUGGAAGAGGUCGUCGAACAGACAUAUUGGAACAUAGAGAACCUGAGUCCUGGCAUCGAAUACCUCAUCAGUGUUUAUGCCCUCAAGGAUGACAAGGAAAGUGUUCCGGUAUCCACAGUGAUAACCCAAGAAAUCCCCCAACUCACUGACCUCACCUUCGUUGACGUAAGUGACUCGACCAUCGGCUUGAGGUGGACGCCACUUAAUCUUUCGGCCAUUACUGGCUACCGCAUCACUGUCCUGGCGGCGGGGGAGUCCGUUCCCAUUUUUGAAGACUUUGUGAGUGCGUCGACGGGAUACUAUACUGUGCAAGGCCUGGAACCCGGAAUAGAUUACGACAUCAGUGUUAUCACCCUGAUAGAGGGUGGCCAGAGUAUUGCAACCACUCGGAAACAGCAAACCGCGGUACCGUCUCCCACUGACCUGCGCUUCACCCACGUGCAGGCAGACACCAUGAGGAUCAUCUGGUCUCCACCAGACUCUGUCGACCUCAGCAACUUCAUUGUGCGUUACAAGCCGUUGAGGGACCAGGACACCUUCACUAACCUCACCAUCCCUCCAACUGACAGCAUGGUUAUCCUGACAGGUCUCCUGCCUGCUACUACCUACCUAGUGAAGGUCUACUCCGUGAUUGACAAUAGGGAGAGUGCCCCGCUGACUGAAACCCAGACAACAGGUAUCGACUCUCCAACUGGCAUUGACUUCUCUGACAUUGCCACCAACUACUUCACCGUGCACUGGAUGCCACCCGUGGCCCCCGUCACUGGCUUCCGGGUGCACGUCCAGCCAGAGAAGGGGGGCAGGCCCAGGAUUGACAGGUUGCCGUCUUCCCACACCUCCCAUGUGCUGACCAACCUAAUCCCUGGCACUGAAUACAUCAUCAGCAUCUAUGCCAUGAGCGGCCGGAAGGAGAGCUUGCCUUUGGUUGGGCAUCAGUCCACCAUCUCCGAUGCGCCAACCAACUUGGAAUUCUCCCGGGCCACGCCUAAAAGCCUGACCAUCAGCUGGACCCCACCGCCUGUGACCGUCAAAUUCUACCGGAUUACCUUCAAAGAGACUGAAGGCGAAGGGCCCAGGAGGGAGAUGACAGUGUCGGGAGCAGACUCAUCAGUCACCAUCACCAACCUCCGCCCAGACACCGAAUACACCGUCACCGUGUCUGCCGUCACUGGCCGUGGCGACAGUCCGGCAUCCAGCAAACCUAUCGAGGGCUCUGAGAGGACAGAAAUUGACAUGCCAACUGCUCUGAAGGUGGACAAUGUGCAAGACCACAGCCUGACCGUCAGCUGGACCCCUCCCGUUUCACCGGUUAAGGGUUACAGAGUCACCAGCACGCCGAAGAAUGGGCAGGGCCCAAUCAUAUCCAAAAUGGUCCCCCCAGGUCAGAACCGACUGACCAUCGAGGGUUUGACGCCAACAGUGGAGUACCUGGUCAGUGUGUACGCUCUGGGAGAGCGCGGGGAGAGUCCGCCCCUCACCGAAACAGCAGUAACGACGCACACUGGCCGUCCCAAAGAACUGAUCUUCUCGGACGUGGAUGCAGAUUCCAUGCGGCUGGCAUGGGAGAAACCAAAGGGGAAGGUCACGGCCUACAGAGUAAUCUACUCCAGCCCCGAAGAUGGAGCCCGGGAGCUCAGGCCCAGCCCCAGCUCUAGGGAUGUUUCUGCUGAGCUGACUGGCCUGCGCCCGGGCACGGAAUACCAAGUGGAAGUGUACGCUGUAUACGACGGCAGAGAGAGCUCCCCUUUCAUGGGCAAACAGACUACAGCCAUUCCGCCACCGACUAACCUGGAGUUUGUGCAGGUGACUCCGACCAGUUUGACCAUUAGCUGGCACGCCCCUAAUGCCGAGCUGACUGGUUAUCGUGUGGUGGUGAAACCAAGGGAGAAGGCCGGUCCAAGCCAGCAGCUGACCAUUGGCCCCGAUAACACCAGUGCCACCAUCUCUGGUCUCAUGGUCGCCACUAAGUACAACAUCUUCAUUUAUGCAGUCAAGGACUCCAUGACCAGUCAGCCCUUGCAAGGCAUCAAAGCUACACUGGACGAUAUUAGCUCGCCGCGUCGGAUCUACAUCAGCGACGUGACGGAGACCAGCAUCACGCUGCAGUGGCGCACCAAGAUGGAGCCCAUCACCGGCUUCCAGAUCGAAGCUGUGACUGCUGGCAGUAGAAUCCCCAUUCAGAGGACACUGGGACCUGAUAGUCGCACCUACACCUUGACAGGCCUCAACCCCGGCACGGAGUACAAGAUCAGCAUCUACACCCUCAGCGGCAACUCUCGCAGUCCACCUGCCAUCGCCACAGCUCGAACGGCUAUUGAUUCUCCCUCCAAUCUCCGAUUCAUCUCUGUGACGGAAAACUCCAUGAUAUUCACCUGGCAGCGCCCCCGCGCGAAGGUCACGGGGUAUCACAUCACCUACCUCCCCAGGGGAGGCUACCCCAAGGAGCUUCGCCCUCAGCCAGGACCCAACACUCAAGAGGCGAUAAUCACAGGACUAAAGCCUGGAACCGAGUACAUUAUCAACAUUCGAGCUCUUCAGUACUCUCAACAGAGUGAACUGCUGACCGGGAGGAAGAGUACAGUUUCAGGAUCGGGUCAGGGCCACUGGACCUACCCAGUGCCUGUCGGGGCGAGCGAACGUGACAGCCAUAGGAGACCGCCCAUCCAUUUCAAGCCGAUCAACACCACAGUGGACCACCGGGAAGGCGAGGAUGUCAGUGAGACAGGGCACUAUGUCAUCACCCCCACCGUGCCCUCCCAUCAUGUAAAAUUCGUGGAAGAGAGUGGGCGGCAGCCAGACCACGCCGGCAGCCAUCCGCAUGGAAGGGACGUCUUGCAUACGUAUACCAUCUCCUGGAAUCCGGUUGCCGAUGCCAUUGAGUACCUGGUCUCGUGUUACCCUGCCGACAGUGACAAGCUAUUGCUUCAGGUGCGGGUACCAGGAACCGUAUCUUAUGCUGUGCUUCACGACCUGAAGCACGGGGAGCGGUACAAUGUAGUGGUGGAAGCUCUGAAUCACGACAGGAGAGAAACAAUACUGGAGGAAACCAUCACCGCCGAUCAGCAAUCUCCCACCCAACCAGAUCGGCUUGUCCCUUCACAGGAGUACUGCUAUGACGCCAUCACCAGGACCAACUACGCGGUUGGCGAGGAGUGGGAACGCAUGUCUGAGACCGGAUUCAAGCUGUGGUGCAUAUGCACAGGUUAUGGAAACGGUUAUUUCAAGUGUGACUCAUCUAAAUGGUGUCAUGAUGGUGGCAACAACUAUAAAGUGGGUGAGAAAUGGGAUCGACGGAAUGAAAAUGGACAAAUGGUCAGCUGCACUUGUCUGGGCAACAGGAAGGGAGAAUAUAAGUGUGAACCACAUGAAGCAUCAUGUUACGAUCAAGGGAACAUGUACAACGUGGGCGAACAGUGGCAGAAGGAGUACCUGGGUGCCAUUUGCUCAUGCACCUGCUUAGGAGGACACCAGGGCUGGCGCUGUGACAACUGCCGAAGGCCCACACUUGACACGACGGGAGAUGGACGCAAUUUCGCCAAGCCAACUACCAACAGGCCAAGGUAUGUGCAUUGCCCAGUGGAAUGCGGUGGCCCAAGGGAUGUUCUGGCCGACUCCCAGGGCCCGGAGUGAGACGGCAGAUGGUGAGAGCAGAGCUGUAGGCUUUGGACAUGAGCUGCCAGGCUGUGUUCCGAGCCCACCCAUCUACACUCUCCCAGCUUUCGCACUCGCAACCUCUCCGCUUCCUCCAACCUGUCCCGCCACAGCCUUACUGCCACAUCAGCGAGUGAACAGCAGCAGGAGCCAACGGCAACCAGAGACCUCGUGAAGAAAUUACAAGUUGGCCUAUAACCUGCGACUACAAUGAAAAAAAUCCAUCCAGCAACCCACUAAAGAGACCGGGCCUUUAUAAGCUACACAUGGAUUGCUAAUAAAUACACUGCCUUCUCUUCAAAUACCACAGGACUGUCCCUUCCCCAAGUGUCAAGUGAUCAAAGUUGUAAUUGUAUAACUGAACCAGCUGUUAUUUAUCAGUAUUUCCCCCCCUCCCCACCCCACCUCACCUCAAUGCAGUGUUGUUACUUUCUUUACUCUUAUACUUUUGAAUAAUCAAGGAUACAACUGCUGCCGGAAGAAUUUAAUUCUUUGCUCGUAUAUUUUCUGGGAUCAGUGACUGUUUUUAUAAGUGACUGCUUUUCUGACAAUGGAGAGAUGAACCUUGUUUUAAUAAAACUUUUAAACACCA
This is a messenger RNA of Mobula hypostoma (lesser devil ray), 8021 nucleotides long. Its product is annotated as fibronectin-like. Gene Ontology annotation, biological process: heart development; cell-substrate junction assembly; nervous system development. The transcript has 46 exons. Gene Ontology annotation, molecular function: proteoglycan binding; extracellular matrix structural constituent; integrin binding. Gene Ontology annotation, cellular component: extracellular region. The coding region runs from base 182 to 7408 and encodes 2408 amino acids. NCBI's taxonomy places the organism in Eukaryota, Metazoa, Chordata, Chondrichthyes, Myliobatiformes, Myliobatidae. The record is from RefSeq and is a predicted model, not a curated record.